AUGCAGUCGCUUAAUCAUCGAAGAACAGGCAAGGAUGAAGAAGACGACGCGUGGGCGCUAGAGCUCGAGGAGGAGCUCGACCUCACAGGUAUUCGCUACGAGGGGCGGCUUAAUCAAUGUAGUGUGAAUGUGCACGAACCAAAAUUGGAUCUAGAGGAGAAGCUAUCACUUGGAACGAAGCAGAGGGACGAGGAUAAGACAGCUUUGGCUCUACCAUCGGUGGCUGCAACUUUGCCACAGGAGGUGCUCGCUCUCAUCAUCGGUUUCGGGCAAGUUGGACGAGUGUGCAAGUCCUGGAGUCUCGCUAGUGUUGCAGUCACCCGUCGUCGCUUCUCGUCCCGACUUGCAGAUAUUCUGCGUCCCAUGGACCCAAAAGCUGUUGCAGUGGCUCUCGAUGUGGAAACCGAGCUUUUUACUGCUUACGGGCAAAGUCUUGUGCGUAUGAGCGGACCCGAUAUGGCCAACCCUCAACUAGCUCGUAAGCGCAAGGAGUGGAUCAAGAAACGCACGCACGAGGUGAUGCGGGACGGUCGCGAGGCAGAAGGCUUCGAGUCGGACCUAUUCGAAUGCCGCAACUGUGGCAGCUCUCGCACCCGUUACCGUCAGUGGCGUCGCAAAGCUGUGGUUGACCGCACGCGGAUUAUAGUCAUUUGCCUGAGGUGUCCCUCGCUGUACGCCGUCAGACGAGUGAGCGGUUCGUCCCACGAGAGCCCUGCGGUUCACAGAUCAACGCUCAUAAAAUCUACAAGCAGCCGCUGGAGCGAUUCUCGUUCAUUCUUCAAAUUUCCAGAAGACCAAGAUUACUACCAGUACCAGCCCCUGCAAGCCGACCCCAUGAAGUGCGCGAAUCCUGACUGCACGUGCGCGGAGCUCGCCACGACUGAUCCAGGUAUCGUUUGUGGACGUGGUGUUCACCACAUCUGCAGUGAUGAGCUCUAUGAAUCCGGGAAGUUGUCGGAGCGUUUUUGCAGUGCGGCAGCUUGGGAAGGCGCUCUGCGCCGCUGGACCAACACGUCCAAUGUGAAGGCGCACAUGGUGGCCGCUCACGAAGACCACCAGCUUGGACAAGCUGAGGCAUGCGCAAGGUUGGAAGCUGCUACUCGUAACUUUGACGAAGCCACUGAUCAUGCCACUGCAUCGACAUUCCGAGACUUACUGACUGGGGUAUGGUUCAAGCACUGUAAGAAGGCAGGUGACUUCUUGCAGCGAGAGCUCAAAGCAGCUCAUGGCCCAUUCCUAAAUCUGCAUCACGACGGAUGGACCACCGGAAACGGCAAGGUUGGUGUGCUCGGGACGUCCGCUUCGUUCAUCGACAAGACUUGGACUCACUGUAAGAUUGCUCUCCUUCUCACUGUUGGAAACCCAUCGCAUGCAGCUACAGACAUGCAGCGGGUGAUCUGCUCGCGAAUUCGCGAACUGUACAAUGUUGACAUCUCCGCAAUGACUCAAUUUACGGUGUCGGAUACCACUGCAAGUGCUAGAAAGACCUCCAAGCUGUUCGAGGACUCGAUUGUCACCGACUGUACGAUGCACGUGUUGAACUUAUGCCUGCAGUACGCGAUUGGAAUGACGGAGAACAAGGAAACGGUGGAAGUGUAUGAUCCAGCCACGAACUCUUGUAAGCGUGAAAAACGCUACUGUACGGUUGGAGGCGCCUUUGAGGAAGGGCGGGAUCUGAUCAAGCGCGUGCGUGCGCUCAACAACUAUUUCUCCACCCAACAGCGCUGCCAGCGCUUGGAGAAGAUGCAAGAGUUCUACGGCUUGCCAAAGAUUGGCCCCACGCUAGACUGCGACACUCGUGUUGCUUUCACGGUGAAGCUACUUGAAAGAUCCAUUGUGAACUACUCAGCGUUCCAGUACUACUCCCAGUGCCGUGAGAAGGGUGACGAUUCAUCGGUCUUCGAGUGCUUGGAGCACACCGACUGGCGUUUGAUGGCAGAGAUGGAGUCAAUUGUGGGCCCAAUCGCGAACCUUGCCCGGAUUGAAAUGCAGCGGAGUGACCUUGUAGCGUCCGAGCUCAUCGUAUUGUUGAAGUUCGCGGCCGAUCGGCUGUACAGCAACAGCUUCUCGAUGUUCCAUCUUAAUGCACCGCGAGAUCCGAUGACCACAGUGGAUACAUUUCGUCGCAUCUCGAUCUCAGGUGAAGCUUUCAGCGGGCUUGCACGUGUUUGCUUGGCGCGGAUGAAGGGUCAGCUGAAGAAACGAAUCGGGACUGCUACUGCCGAGACGGUUUUGAUCCUGCUACUCGAUCCACGGACCAAGUUUUCUGUGGAAUCCUUGAUCGCACCUUCAACCACACCUGGAACCGAAAAGCACGCAAGUGAUGGAGAAUCCCAGCAAUCCCAGCAAAAUACAGAGAUUGUCAGCGCAGGCAGCAAGCUUUUGGUUGAUGCGCAUCGGGAGAUGUUCUGCUCUCUUCGCGAUCGUGAUCUCAACGCUGUUGGGACUACCGCUACUACGACAUCGCGUAACUUGACCUUGUCCCUUACGCUGACGGCGAGAGUGCUGGAGGAAUGGCUGCAAUAUACGGUUGACUGGGUCGCCACUACUGUGCAGCAGGCACCGGGGAAGACAAAGACCAGUGACGACUUCGCACCGCUUCUGUUGGUACGCCGAAACGGGUCCGUGUGUUGGCGAGUCGAGGCCGUCUGUGAGCAUGUAGAUAUUCUCCGCUGGUUUCGUGAAGUCGGCAGCUCUCGCUUCCCAUCAGUUGCAGCGCUGGCUCGGAUUUGGUUGGGAAGAGCCCCAUCCAACGCCUUUCAGGAACGCGUUUUCUCUACCGGUGGGAUCGUAAUGAGCAAUCGGCGUACUCGGACGGAUAACUACCAAGCGGAGAUGCAAGUACUCCUGAAGCACAACCAGAAGGUGGUCAAGUAUAUCGAGUCCAGCGAUGCCGAAAAUGUGGCUCUGGAGGCUCACAUUCGAAAAAGAGAUUUGUGA
Molecule: messenger RNA, 2940 nt
Organism: Phytophthora infestans T30-4
Lineage: Eukaryota; Oomycota; Peronosporomycetes; Peronosporales; Peronosporaceae
Exons: 8
Coding region: 1-2940 (979 amino acids)
Molecular function (GO): protein dimerization activity
Source: RefSeq, a predicted model, not a curated record